AUAAGUGGCAGUGGGUGCACCGAGCACAGCUUGCAUCGCCGGACAAUGCAUUCAGAUUUCAACACGACUGGAGACAGAGCAGACGGUGAGCUGAAUUCAUCAAAAUGCGUCUGUUCUUUAGAAAGCAGUAAGAAAACUCAACGUGAGAAAUUAGACGACAGUGGCAUUUAUUUCGAACCGGCUGAUAUCUAUACGUUGCAUCACUUAUCAUUUGUACAACCACCGUUUAUCAUAAUAAAUCCAGGAGUAAACAUAAAAGUAGAAAGACAACCUCCGAAGGCUAUCCUUAAACGCAAAUCCGAGAAAUACUCUAACAACGUAAGUCAACGUAAAGCUACUAAACAUACACUAAGAAACCAUGAUAAUAAAGGCGAUACUUUGAUCGUAGGUACGCAACCAUUGUAUUUAGAUGUUGAUGUACGUGAAUCAGGUGAAAAUUCUAAAGAAAGAACAUCAAAUGUGGCAGAAACUGAAAAAAGUAGAAUAGGAAUAUCAGAGAAAGAUUUUAAAGAAUGUGUUGCUAUUCAUUUAAAAAAUUAUGAUAUAAACAAUAAUUCUCACAGUCUUAUUGACAACCUAAUGCACAAUAUUACAACGAAGUGCAGUCAACCAACCGAAGUAGUAAAGAAAAGCAUUGAAGAAAUCAGAGGUAUAUGGCUGAGAACAGCAGAUGCUUCUCUCAAAUCUAAAUCUUCUGAAACGCUAGCUGCUGAGCAAAGUCGUGGGAUAAACUUAACAGACAAUUUGAGUACAAACAACUCACAUAGCUUCGUUCGUGAAUCCCAAAAUACUUUUACAGGAAACUUAUUAAAAACUAAUGACCAAUACCACAAAUUGGAAAAUACGACUGAAGAUAAUUUAAGUCAAACUCAAGAUUCACAAACAGAAGUCAUAUUUACUACUUCUCCUGAGUCAACACAACAAUCAGUAACUAGUGAGUCGCAUGAAGACAAGAAAGAAUAUUUCGGUACUACUUAUUUAAAUACGUCGCCCCAAAACCAUCAAAAAGAACACCAAAACGAAAAAAUAUCCACAGUUUCUUUGAAUUCAUUAGAAUUAAAGAGCCAAGAAAAUAUUCGUAUAACUGAAAACUCAAAUCGAGAUAUUAUUGACAUUGCUAAUACUACUUCACCACUCACAUCUUUGGAUUAUGAAGAAACUCCCACAACAGAAUACUCGUUUGGACAAAAGAAUGAAUACCAUUAUGUUGGAAAGUCUUUUAAUACAAAUAGAGCUCAGGAGCAAACAGAUGGUACAAAAAAUAAUUCAGGCACAUUAGAUACUUCUGAAUAUGAACGUGGGAUCACAACUGUGUCUUCUAUCACAAAUAUUGAAAAGGAACUUGAAAACGGACGUCGGACAUUAGAGUACAAUUAUUCCACAUUAGAAAAACAAGCAAUUACCCCGGAAAAUUCAUUCACAAUAAGUAACUAUUCACAAGAAGGUAGACCCAACGAUUUAGACUAUCGGUCCCACAAUAUUCACAGCAACAUCACUCAAGAAGAUGUAAGUUUCACUGAUAGUUUAUUUCAGACAAUUCACGAUGAUCUAGCCAGUAUUACCACUGAUGAGGUUAAUGACACCAAUAGCAAUAAAUCUUUGUUGUUACUGGAAAUGGGAAUGCAAAUUUCCAUGAAAAACAAUGGAACAAAUAAAACGAAACAAGACGAUAACUCUACAGCAGAUAUAUUGCAGAUCAGAGCCAUCAAUCGAAAUAACUCAAACAAUUAUACUACAAGAGAAUCAACGACUCCAAAUAUUUAUACUGAAUACUAUAGUGUCACAAAUGCUAUAGAACAGAGUACUGAAAAUAACAGUGAUAUUUAUUAUAUUUCUGAUAAGAAGAAUAUUAAGAGUAACUUAGAUAAUGUUUUAGCUAAUGAGUUUAUAAAAGUUACUACUGACAAUAAUAAUCGAUACUUCCCAAGUACAUUAAGUCAGUUGACCACAAAUUCCCAAAAUGAAACUAUUAAAAAAAUAAAGAGGCAUGGCACAGUAAUAGGCAAAAAUGUAUCAAUUCCAAAAGUGCAGACUAGAGAAUUUGAAAAUGAUACAGUUAUAAGUGAAGUUAACGAAGACGGCGAAACGUUUAUUGAUGAUGAUUUUGCUGAUGAUGAAAUGAAGUCUGCAAGUACAACUUUACACAGUGACGGAAAAACCACUGCACUGAAUAAAAAUACACAAUACUUCACAACGUCUAAAAGUAGAAAUACAGAUGAAAAUAGAUUAUCAGGCAACCUCUACUUUUUAACCGGUGAAUCUUACAUACCUACACGUUUUGUUCAAAAUGACAAAGGCGAACUUACAAUUGGUAUGGAUUUAGUGACAUUGUGCUCAAAACUAAAUACUCAUGGAAAAAGUAGAGUCCAAUUUAUAGACAUGUUGUGUAAAAUACUUAAUUACCAUAACACUUAAUUAAACGAAUGUUUAGAUAAAAGUAAA
Molecule: messenger RNA, 2442 nt
Organism: Pectinophora gossypiella (pink bollworm)
Lineage: Eukaryota; Metazoa; Arthropoda; Insecta; Lepidoptera; Gelechiidae
Exons: 2
Coding region: 46-2415 (789 amino acids)
Source: RefSeq, a predicted model, not a curated record